This is a messenger RNA of Paramecium primaurelia, 147 nucleotides long. The record is from the annotation of a GenBank genome assembly. NCBI's taxonomy places the organism in Eukaryota, Ciliophora, Oligohymenophorea, Peniculida, Parameciidae.
AUGAAGCAAAUAAUCUUGAACUUACUGUGUAUUGGAAUUUGUCUAUCCAUUAAUCAUUCAAAUGUGUAAGAAACUUUAAAUGCAGAAAUGAAUAAUGAACACAUAAAUGAACAUGAUUUUAUUGAUAUUUCAUAAUUGGAUGUUUGA